AUGGCGAGCCAGUCGGAUCUCCAGCCUGGAGUCGAGGAGAUAGCCGCAUUCGUGGACGACAGCGUCUUCACUCAGUUGAGCGCGAAACUGGGGGACGCGAAGGAAGGCAACGAGGGAGCACUGGAGAAGAAGCCUCUUCGCAUCGAUAAGUAUUUGAAAAAAUAUCGCGACGCGGGGCUCCGGGUCUCUCAGCAAGAAUUUAAGGGAUGCUUGGAGGUGAAGAUCAGAAUCGUAUACGAGUACCCAGACGUGACGGUCGAUCUUGCGGAAACCAUUACGGUCAAGACGGUGAAAGACCUCAUGGCAAAGUUUGUUCCGGAAGACAACCCCCUCAUCACCAAGCUGGGUGAAGACGAAAUGAUUCGACUCUCGGAUGCGUUCACUAAAGUCACGUACGUCGGCAAGGCCCAAGACGACCUCGCAGAAUAUGCUGGAAAGA
This is a messenger RNA of Phytophthora sojae, 439 nucleotides long. RefSeq lists its product as hypothetical. NCBI's taxonomy places the organism in Eukaryota, Oomycota, Peronosporomycetes, Peronosporales, Peronosporaceae. The record is from RefSeq and is a predicted model, not a curated record. The transcript has a single exon. The annotation marks the transcript as partial.